AUGCUGCUGCGUCUCGUGUCGGAUUACAAUGCGCGUAAGCAUCGCACUAUCGGCAUGCGACCCGCUGACGUAACUCCCGCGAUCGCCAAAAGACACCUGGGCACGGUGUAUAGUGCGACAAAGAUAGCGGGUCCCGCAAAAUUCAAAGUGGGCGAUGCGCAAACUAAUCCAGUGACGUACCUACUGGAGGAUUUCCGCGGUGAGCUCAUAGCUGGAGGUUUCUAUGAAUACGAACGCGUCGCUAAUCCCGAUGUGUAUCUCGUUGAAAAAGUGAAGCGCAAAAGGGGAAACGAGGUUUAUGUGAAAUGGUUGGGACUUGACAAAUCACACAAUUCGUGGAUUCAUAAAGAUAAUGUAUUAUAA
This is a messenger RNA of Cyphomyrmex costatus, 363 nucleotides long. RefSeq lists its product as uncharacterized. The coding region runs from base 1 to 363 and encodes 120 amino acids. The transcript has 2 exons. NCBI's taxonomy places the organism in Eukaryota, Metazoa, Arthropoda, Insecta, Hymenoptera, Formicidae. The record is from RefSeq and is a predicted model, not a curated record.